Colletotrichum gloeosporioides is the source of this 522-nucleotide messenger RNA. Its product is annotated as Calmodulin. Lineage: Eukaryota; Fungi; Ascomycota; Sordariomycetes; Glomerellales; Glomerellaceae. The record is from RefSeq and is a predicted model, not a curated record. The transcript has 4 exons. Gene Ontology annotation, molecular function: calcium ion binding; enzyme regulator activity. Gene Ontology annotation, cellular component: central plaque of spindle pole body. Gene Ontology annotation, biological process: spindle pole body organization. The coding region runs from base 1 to 522 and encodes 173 amino acids.
AUGGCGAUGGUCAGUGCCUCACCCCUUUUGCUCCCCCCCUUCGAUGCGCUUCUGAGAACGCCGUUCGCGACCGUCGAUACACCAGCGGCAUUCGAUGCUGCCGUCGAGGCAUGCAGAAUCGGGCUAAAGAGUUGGACAGGCCAAAUCACUACAAAGGAGCUGGGCACCGUCAUGCGCUCUCUCGGCCAGAACCCUUCCGAGUCGGAGCUCCAGGACAUGAUCAACGAGGUCGACGCCGACAACAACGGCACCAUCGACUUUCCCGAGUUCCUGACUAUGAUGGCCCGCAAGAUGAAGGAUACCGACUCCGAAGAGGAGAUUCGCGAGGCUUUCAAGGUCUUUGACCGCGACAACAACGGCUUCAUCUCCGCCGCCGAACUGCGUCACGUCAUGACCUCCAUUGGUGAGAAGCUCACCGACGACGAGGUUGACGAGAUGAUUCGCGAGGCCGAUCAGGACGGCGAUGGACGCAUUGACUGCGGUGUAGACAACGAGUUCGUCCAGCUCAUGAUGCAGAAGUAA